Pisolithus orientalis is the source of this 1749-nucleotide messenger RNA. RefSeq names its product GLE1-like protein-domain-containing protein. The transcript has 9 exons. Gene Ontology annotation, cellular component: cytoplasm; nuclear pore; nuclear pore cytoplasmic filaments. The record is from RefSeq and is a predicted model, not a curated record. Gene Ontology annotation, molecular function: translation initiation factor binding; phospholipid binding; inositol hexakisphosphate binding. Lineage: Eukaryota; Fungi; Basidiomycota; Agaricomycetes; Boletales; Pisolithaceae. Gene Ontology annotation, biological process: poly(A)+ mRNA export from nucleus; regulation of translational initiation; regulation of translational termination. The coding region runs from base 1 to 1749 and encodes 582 amino acids.
AUGCGCUAUGGCUUAAGGUCACCUUCACCGUCUCCUGUGCGAGAGAAACAGACAGGGCGUCGCAGCUCUGCGUACGGCCUUCCCUCUGAUUCCGACGAAGAAACAGAUUCCCUGUCCUCCGAAUCUUCUGUCUCAACUGACGAUGACUCGGAAACUGAUACAGGACGACUCAGGCCAUCUGCCUCAACAAUCGCGUCUCCACCUUCACAGCAUCAUAAGGACGCCAAGUUCCUCGCUGAUCGACGAGCUCUUGAGGACACCAUCGCUGCCAUUCGAUUACGGACCAGACAUUAUGAUCCGUAUGAGGAGUGGGAGCGACAGACGAGAACGGAUGCAUUGCGCACAGCGCGUCAUCUGCGCACGACUAUCAAUGCCACCCAUGCGUCUCACCUCGAAAAUACACACAGAUCCGCUUUGCAAAGCCAACAAAGGGCAUAUAGUUCCCAAGUUACUGACGUCACACGACUUCUCGAGGCAUUCCGUAUCAAGGGGCGCGAUGAGGAAGUGAGGUUGCGACAGAAGUGGAAGGAGGAGGACAAAGCGAGGAUAGAGAGACUUGAAGCCGUCAUUAGGGCUGAAGAGGCGAAAGCACGUGCUGACGCCGAAGCGGAACGAAGAAAGCGGGAAGAGGCAGAAAGACGACGACGCGAGGAAGAAGAGAGGAAAUGGAGAGAAGAGGAAGAACGGAGAAAGGCUGAUGAGGAGAGGAGGAGGGCAGUUGAAGAAGAAGAAAGGCGCGAGAGGGAGAUAAAGGAGGCAGAGACACGAAGGAAGGAGAAGGAGGCCGAAGAGACAGAGAACAGGAAACUUUCUGGAAUGGCUUCUGCUGAUGAAGACUGGAAGUACGCGCGUGAGACGUUGAAGAACCUCAAAGCUGGCCCUAUGAAGACAGUCAAGGGAGACAAGGCACUUAAAUCGCAGUGGGGUGCCAUCCGACGACAGAUUACGCCUAAAAUCGGGCAACUUACCCAGGACCAGGCGACCGUUACGAAAAUCGUUCGUCAACUGAUUGAACUCGUCCGUCCGCCAACUCCCCAUCCCCAAGCUCUGUACCUUGCUGCCCUCUCCUCUCUCUCCAAAUGUAUCCUCCUCCAAGCUGAAACUGAAGUCACUGCAGAGAAGAAAUCUGCAUUCCCACUAGCAGCCGUCACGUACACGUUCCCGGAUGUGUUUUACGCCAAAAUGGUACAACGCACUGGUGGAUGGAGUGUUCCUGUUGUCGUCCCAGCGCACGAUGUCGAUGGGCGGGCGUGGGACGACACUGAGAGAAGGAAAGCAAUGGGGUAUCGCCGAACGGGUGAGGGCGACGGAAGCGGGGAAGGAACAUGGGAGAGUUCUGGGGAUUAUGGGACGCGCCUUGCAGGGAUCAUGAGGGUAUAUUUCUUAGUUUUGGGUAUGUCUGCGUCGAUAUCCCCAGCAGGACCGGUUGGAAGGGUCCAAAGGAUCUUCCAACUACCUUGUUUCUGGGUGUACUUCUCCCGUAUCCUCGGCGAUCCGCGAUUGUUGGAAACGGCUGUGGCUGCGCAGAUCUUGCAUGCUGCCCUCGAUGUAGCAGGCCUGGAAGCCCGGAAUAUCUGGGGUAAGCAAUGGAUAAAACUCCUUCAACUUCUCUACGUAGCGAGCACAGAAGGCAUCGGCAGCGUGCCAGGCACGAACGGAAAGAGAAUGCUUGGCGGGCAGACGCCGGAGGGCAAGUCUGCACGAGUGAGGGUACAGCUGGAGAUUGAGAGGAUUGUCCAAGCUCUGUAG